Molecule: messenger RNA, 215 nt
Organism: Cylicostephanus goldi
Lineage: Eukaryota; Metazoa; Nematoda; Chromadorea; Rhabditida; Strongylidae
Source: the annotation of a GenBank genome assembly
AUGGAAGACGAGUGGAAUGGGGAUGCAGAUGCACCAGCCGCAGCUUCCGCGACAGCUGAAGUGCCGGCUGAAGAAGACGAAAUGGAAACGGAUCGGCUUCUUCUCGGAGGCGCCAACGACUCUUCGCAAACGCCUCCGUCCACUACCGGGCACGGGAAGAAAAAGAAUAGCAAAGAAAGUAAGCAGUCACAUCAUUAUUCUUCGUUGCAGUAAUU